AAAGAAUUUGUUUCAAAACUGAGAGGUACGUUGUGGCUGUCUGAUUCUAUCGGCAAUUGAGCUGUGACGAUGAAACAUGUUCUAUGCACUGAUCUGUUAUGAAACGAGUAAAGUAAAAGUAUAAGGUCAAAAGUAAAAGUUGAGAUCAAGGGGGAGAAUGUUAGGAUGAUCUCCACCGUGUGGGCCCAACGGCCCACCAGGCCCUUAGAUCCGCGCCCUGAUCGGGGGCGCUCAACCAACUAUGGUUGACGGGCCCCUGUCACCUGCACUAUAUAUAAAAAGGUGGGGUCGGCGGCUCGCGAUACGAGGUUCGUCGCAACGCCGUACACCCCACCUAAUCCCCUACCGAUCUAGGGUUAGUGCAGUGCUGAUGGGAAGCGCCGCCACCACUUCGCCCACUACUCUUUGCCAUCACCGGCCACCGUCACCAUGGCCGGCACCGGUGGCUCCUCGAGCCACAAGGAGAAGCACGAGGUACAAGACUGCCUACCACUUCCGGCCUCCCAGGAACUGGAUCAAUGAUCCAUGUGGACUAAUGUACUACAAAGGCAUCUACCAUAAUUUCUACCAGUAUAACUCCCACUGCGCCCUCUGGUGUUGGGGUGACAUAACUUGGGGCCAUUCGGUUUCGACAGACCUUGUCAACUGGAUCCAGCUUGAACCCGUGAUAGAACCGGAUAACCCUAGUGACAUAGACGGCUGCUGGACCGGUUCAGCCACAAUUCUAUCUGGUGGUCAACCGGUCAUCUUAUACACCGGUGGUAGCAGAGACAAGUGUCAGGUCCCAAACCUUGUGCUUCCCAAGAACCCGUCUGACCCGUACCUGAGAGAAUGGACCAAAACCGGCAAUAACCCAGUGAUCCAGCCGGUAGUACCGGGUUUGAACAGAAGCCAAUUCAGGGAUCCGACGACCGGUUGGAUCGGACCAGAUGGACUGUGGAGAAUAGCAGUAGGUGCCUGUUAGAAUUAAUGGGCUAGGCCCAUAGCAAUUUCUGAAAUCUCAAAGCCCAUGUGUAAAAUGGCAAGUGGUGAUGCUAAGUUUAG
This is a messenger RNA of Aegilops tauschii subsp. strangulata, 1044 nucleotides long. The record is from RefSeq and is a predicted model, not a curated record. NCBI's taxonomy places the organism in Eukaryota, Viridiplantae, Streptophyta, Magnoliopsida, Poales, Poaceae.